Molecule: messenger RNA, 2100 nt
Organism: Symbiodinium sp. CCMP2456
Lineage: Eukaryota; Dinophyceae; Suessiales; Symbiodiniaceae
Source: the annotation of a GenBank genome assembly
AUGGUGGAUGCACCAAAAUUGCCAGAGGUUACGGAAACAAGCGCUGUGGACUUUGGUGAUUGGCUGCACUGUGUGGAGAAUGUCAUGGGUGACCUCAGCGCGAACAGUGCGGAAUGGUGGAAGGGUGUGAUAGAAGAUGCAAUGGACUACUACAAGAAGUACCAAGAGGCGGACCAGUUUGGGCGUCUGGCUCUGAAGCCGGAACCCAGCGUCGAUGCAGUGGACCCAAAAUGGUCGCGUGUUGACAGGAGAGGGGCCAGCAUUUUGUUGGCCUCAACGCCGGAAGUGGUGGCAGCAAGAGCAAGGACCACUCUGGAAAUCCUCGCAAGGCUCAUGAUCGUCUACAGGCCAGGGAGCGCUACAGAAAAAUUAAUGCUGCUUCGCAAGGUGGAGUCGCCCGAACCGGCUACGACAGUGCAAGAGGCUAUAGUAGCGUUGCGCCAGUGGUCCAGGUUCUACCAGAGGGCCAAGGAUCUGGGUUUGGCGAUACCAGACCCCAGCAUUUUGUUGAGGUCCCUGGAAGGCAUGGUUAAGCGCCCUGUCAGCGAGCACAACGACAUCGCUUUCCGUAUGAACCUGAUCAGGUACCAUCUCCGUGUGGACUUUGCCCCCAGUGAAAUGAAUAUCCUAGCUAUCCACCGUGCCUAUCUGGCUGAGUUUGAGCAGCUUGGCUAUAAGAGGGGCAACAAGGUCAAGGACGAGCCGAGUGGACAAACACAGGCUCGAAUUAGGGCGCCAGUUCAGGGGGUCCCGGUCGAGCAGCUCAUUGAGGACGCUCAGAAGCUGAUGAAGGCUUUCAUGGAGCAGAAGAGCGGCGCUACGCAUCCAUUGAGAGCAAAGACAGCGGGUGAUAUACCAGCAGGGCUUGGCAGCGUGAGUGUGACGUUGGCAGGUGAGACCAGAGUGACGAUGGACCAGAACCGGGCCGGCACGAUCUUGGGAGAUGAGGGUACACAACCCAUCGUCCCAUUGGGGACACUGGUGAAGGCGCUGGGAUAUGAGUUCGUAUGGGACAAAAGAGGUUGUCGUCUGAGGCACCCAACCAAGAAGGAGGUCAAGGUCUACAGAAAGUCUACGUGCCCCGAGGCGUCCAUCUGUGCGUCCAAGACCUACAAGGAGCGGGAGUGGACCGACAACGUGAGGGACUACAUGCUCCCAGGAACCCUUGAAGAUGGUUUGAGAGUUGUUAUGGGAGCACCGUUUAUGAACCAUGUACCUAUGGAGGAUCAGCUCAAGGUUGCUGUGGACAUCCCUACCACGGAGCAGGACGCUUGGAAGUGGAUGAAGAGUUUUCCCCUCAACCGCUCAAGGCGCCGACAGUUGUGGCAGGCGCAACAGUGGACAGUGCACUUGUUUUCGGGCAAUGGGGUCAAAAACGACCCUCUCCGUGAUCUGCCGGGCUUGCUGGAGAUUGACAGCAAGAAGGGGUGGGAUCUAAAGAAUGAGAAGAUCUAUGGUGUUCUUUUUUGGGCAGCCAAGGAGGGACGGAUCAAGCACGUCUUUGGUGGCCCUCCUGGAGCGAUCUACUCACCUCUACGCUUCAGGCAGAAUGGAGAGUCGGGGCCCAGGGCAGUGAGGUCAAUGCAUGAACCAUGGGGGCUCAAGGAGGGACUGGGGGUGGAAGAUGAAGCCCGGGUUAGAAAUGAGAACCAAGCGCUGUUCAAGAUGAUUUGGCUCUGGCUAUGCGCGGAGGCGGCGAUCGAGAACCAAGAGUCUGGAGGGGACCCCAAGCUUUGCAUGCCAGAGGGACCCCAUCGCGAUGCUUGUGUGUCUGUAUGGAGCACGGAGUUUAUGAGGCGGUUCGUUGAGGAGAUGGGCAUGGUCAAGUUCCACUUUGAGCAAGGAGCCCUCGGACAUGUCAUGAGGAGGCCUACGUGUUGUUUGAGCAAUUUGGGACUUGGUAUCAAUGGUCUAAAGGAUUCCAGGUGUUGGACCUCAAAGGAGGAUGGCCAAGAUGUGGACCAGACGAUUUGGCCCCAUGGUUUUCGAAUCACCUUGGCGGACGCUAUCCAUGAGUGGAACAAUGCCCUGAACCGAGUGGUGGUGAAAAAGGCGAUGUCAAAGACUGAAAUGGUAGAGUGGAAGGCCCAUGUGGAAUGA